UCUCGUGUUCCUUAUGUCGUUUUCAAGUUUUUUAAAUUAAUGAAAUACCCUUAGUGCUAUUACGAAUUUGUAGACCGCAUUUCGUCCAUCAGAAUCGUGUCUGGAUUUAAAGAAAAGUUUCCCGGAUCAUUCCACCAACCUGUCUAAAUUCAACAAAAUGAUAUUGCCAGAAACAACUCAUGUCUAAUGUCUUGCAGAAUGAGUUUCUCGAAAAGCGAAAUGUCAGGAAUAUCAAAAAUUUUAUCUCAUCAUUCUAGUUCAAUUGCUUCAGCCCUGGACCAAAUAUCUUUUUUCAUGGUCUAUCCAUGGGCAACAGUUUUAAGCAAAAUAAUAGCUUAUUACUUCAUUCCAGACUUGAAUUCCUUUGACUGGUGGAGUAAUGUUAAAGAAAAGUUCUUGUUUGGUCCUUUAUUGUGUAUUUUUUUUCUGGGACUAUUUCCUGUUGGAGUAGCAGGCUUUCUCUUGUGGAUAUUCAUUUGUUCUGCCUUUCCACGCAAAAAGUACUCAUAUUUGGAGUUAGGCACAAAAGGGAAUAAACAAAGUGAAGAAACUAAGGAAGUAUUUACCUUAGCUUGUGCAAAUGUCUUGUUGGCAAAUGAAGUUUUCUGCAGAUGGAACAACAAUGGAAAUCCGAUGGCUAGAUCUAAAUUAAUAGGGCAAAAACUGCUGCAGCAAACACCUUACUAUCUUCAAAAUCUUCUUCUCCCGCAACUGUGUAAGAAGGAUACUGUUAUAGCAGACCUCCCAGAUGUAGAUAUUCUUUGUGUGCAAGAAGUCUGGGAAAGAUAUUGGGCUGCAACAAUGAUUGAUCAACUAGGACUUAAAUACAGUUACUUCAUCCAUGAUGUCGGAGAUCAUCGAUUAACGUCGAACUGUUGUUUAUUUGGAAGUGGUUUAUUCGUCGCAUGUAAAUACCCGAUUCUCGCCGUAGAAUUUCAACCGUUUCAGUUUCGAACUCAUUAUGCCAAAUUCUUCUCAUAUGGAGUUCUUUGUUUGAAGAUACAAAUCAAUAAGGAACGAAUAGCAUAUGUUGCAAAUUUACACGGGCAAGCCUACCAGGGAAAAGAACCAGUUCUCUAUCAUCAGCUUAGCGAGUCUCUUUCUGCAAUUAACGCUUUCCGACUAAAGACUCGGCUACCGGAAGAGAACGUUAUUUUUGAUGCGGUUUGUGGCGAUUUUAACUUUGAUAACAUGUCCCCAGGUGACGCAGCCACACAAAACCAUCCGCUUUUUAACCAGUAUAUUGACGCCUGUUCAAAAAAGCCAGGAGAGGACCAUCACUGGACUGUAGGAACAGAGCUGCGCCAAUUACGAAUGCAUGAACCCAUUGUUUCAACAGCGGAAGCCUUGCGUCACGUUCUUAUUGAUGACGUAAAGCGCAGACAAUACGUUCUUGACGCCGAUGUCGUAGAACAAACUACAGCGCUUGCAUCCAUAGACCCUUCGACGAAUGAAGAUGGAAAAGUUGUACGUGAAAGUUGGGGAGGUAAACGGCGGAUUGACAGGAUUUUGUUAAGGAAAGAUUCACCCGCUCAAGUAGUAGGGUAUGGUUUCAGCUCAGUUUUGGCUGGGUUAACUGAUCACAUCCCAGUCGCGGUAAGUCUCAAAGUAACAACUGAUUAGCAAAAUAUGGCAAAAUAUGUUCGUCAGUGCACUGUAUUUUCUGCAUUUUAGCACACCAUGCAUGUCUCCGACACGCGCCUAAUGUUUUUUUUCCAAAAU
Daphnia carinata is the source of this 1722-nucleotide messenger RNA. RefSeq names its product sphingomyelin phosphodiesterase 3-like. The record is from RefSeq and is a predicted model, not a curated record. Lineage: Eukaryota; Metazoa; Arthropoda; Branchiopoda; Diplostraca; Daphniidae. The coding region runs from base 187 to 1623 and encodes 478 amino acids. Gene Ontology annotation, cellular component: cytoplasm. Gene Ontology annotation, molecular function: sphingomyelin phosphodiesterase activity. The transcript has 10 exons.